AUGUCGCCUGUAGGAAAGACCGGCCCUGCCAGCUUGGACCUCAAAAGGUCAGAGAGGGCCUGUGCUUGGAGCAGGAUGAAAUCUCAGCCUCAACCAGAGUCUGACAAUGAAAUUACUCCUCUUGGAGAUAACCAGACCAGGCAACCUGCAAACGUCUUUCUGCAACAACCCACCUGCUCACAGGACAUCCAUGCCGUGCUGAGAGAGAUGAGCGGCUUGUUGGGUGAGCAGAGGGUGGAGCUGAGGCACCUACAGCGAGAGAAUGACGCACAAGCAGCACAGCUGAGGGAACUGGAGAAAUUGCAGAGGGAGCUGGAGAAAUUGCAGACGGAGCUAGAGAAAGUGAACCAACAGGACAAAGUCAAACGCGUGGCCUUCACCGCUGCUCUGUCUUCAGGUCAAACAACUAUCGGACCAUUUAAUACAGACACUAAUCUGGUCUUCAGACAAGUCAUUACAAAUAUUGGAAAUGCCUACAACCCGAACACAGGUUUUUUCAUUGCACCGUUGAAAGGAGCCUACCAUUUUGAGCUCUACAUAUAUUCACUGGGACAUCCUUCAUAUGGUUCAGGUGCUUGGUUGGUCAGAAAUGGACACAAUAUUUGUGUUGCAUAUGAGCAUCAGCCAUCCAAUGCUGGGAAGUCUGCUAAUGGCGCCACGCUGCUGUUAGAGGUUGGAGAUGUUUUGUUUGUGCGUCUGGUUGCUAACUCAAGGGUAUAUGACGAUGCAAAUAACCACAGCACCUUCAGUGGUCAUCUGCUUUUCACAAUGUGA
This is a messenger RNA of Limanda limanda (common dab), 774 nucleotides long. RefSeq names its product complement C1q-like protein 4. Gene Ontology annotation, molecular function: protein binding. NCBI's taxonomy places the organism in Eukaryota, Metazoa, Chordata, Actinopteri, Pleuronectiformes, Pleuronectidae. Bases 1 to 774 code for a protein of 257 amino acids. The record is from RefSeq and is a predicted model, not a curated record. The transcript has 5 exons.